Messenger RNA from Plectropomus leopardus (leopard coralgrouper), 6605 nucleotides. Its product is annotated as protein bicaudal D homolog 2-like. NCBI's taxonomy places the organism in Eukaryota, Metazoa, Chordata, Actinopteri, Perciformes, Serranidae. Gene Ontology annotation, cellular component: cytosol; Golgi apparatus. Gene Ontology annotation, biological process: microtubule anchoring at microtubule organizing center; regulation of microtubule cytoskeleton organization; protein localization to organelle. Gene Ontology annotation, molecular function: dynein complex binding; cytoskeletal adaptor activity; dynactin binding. The record is from RefSeq and is a predicted model, not a curated record.
CUGGCUCCGGCGCAAAUGCUCCAACAAGCCGGGGGAGAGGUGAAGGAAUUGCAGUAUCUCAGCGAUGGAGCAUUUUUAGGACGUAACAACGAGCUCCCCCGUCGGAGAUAAUUGAACCGAGUCAUCUACAUGACCAAAGAAACAAGACCGGCAACGAGAAACGCAAGCGUAACAAUCAUGCAAUUUAAGUACAGACGAAUUUAAGCAACCGCUUCUUCAAGGUUACACCGCUUGAAGACGCCCCAGCAUCCCCCCCUCUUGUCGCAGAUCAGCUGGCGUACGUUGGUUGGUCGUUACCGGUACCGACCAUGUCCGUGGAGGAGCAGGGCUACCCCGACGCGAUGCUGUUGCUUGAGGCCGCGCCGGAGUGGAUGCGGGCCGAGAUCGAGCGUCUCUCCCGGGAGCUGAGUGAGACCACGAACGAGAAGAUCCAGGCGGCGGAGUACGGGCUGGCGGUGCUGGAGGAGAAGCAGCAGCUCAAACAGCAGUACGACGACCUGGAGAUCGAGUACGAGGCCGUCAGGCAGGAGGUUGACCAGCUGAAGGAGGCCUUUGGACAAGCCUACUCCAACCACAGGAAGGUGGCAGCAGAUGGGGAGAGCCGUGAGGAGUCACUCAUCCAGGAGUCAGCCUGUAAGGAGGCGUACUACGAGCAGAGGGUCCUGGAGCUGCAGACCGAGCUCCGCCAGGCACGCAACAUCCUCACCAAUACUCAGUCUGAGAACGAACGCCUGAUGACCAUCUCCCAGGAGAUGAGAGAGAACAGCCAGAUGGUGGAGCUCCAGAGGAAUCAGCUGCGUGACGACAUCAAGGAGUACAAGUUCCGGGAGGCUCGUCUGCUGCAGGACUACACCGAGCUGGAGGAGGAGAACAUCUCCCUACAGAAGCAGGUCUCCGUGCUCAAACAGAGCCAGGUGGAGUUUGAGGGUUUGAAACAUGAGAUCCGUCGUCUCGAGGAGGAUACUCAGUUCCUGAACAGCCAGCUGGAGGAUGCCAUCCGACUGAAAGAGAUCGCUGAGCGUCAGCUCGGUGAGGCCCUGGAGACCAUCAAGACAGAGCGUGAGCUGAAAGCGUCCCUGAGGAAAGAGCUCUCCCACUACAUGAACAUCGGAGACACUCUGUGUCACAGCCCUCUCAGCAUUUCUCUGGAUGGUCUCAAGUUCAGCGACGAUGCCGCAACCGAGCCCAACAACGACGAGGCUCUCCACGGAUACGAGAAUGGCUUCACCAAACUGGCCAAUGCCAUUAACUACGACAACCGCAUCUCCACACCUACGAAGGAAGAGCUGUUCCAUCCUGCGCCCAGCCUCGUGGACGACCUGCUGAGCGAACUCAACAUCUCAGAGAUCCAGAAGCUCAAACAGCAGCUGAUGCAGAUGGAGCGUGAGAAGGUCAACCUGCUGUCCACUCUGCAGGACUCCCAAAAACAGCUAGAGCAGGCUAAUGGCGCUCUGUCAGAGCAUCAGGAGAAGGUCAACCGCCUCACGGAGAACCUUAACGCCAUCCGCAAGCUCCAGGCCAGCAAGGAACGCCAGUCUGCUUUGGACAACGAGAAGGAACGUGAUAGCCAUGAGGACGGAGACUACUACGAGGUAGACAUCAACGGACCUGAGAUUCUGGAGUGCAAGUACAAGGUUGCUGUGUCUGAAGCAGGAGAGCUGAAGGAGGAACUGAAGACCCUGAAGACAGAGUACCAGGCCUGUCAGUCACGUUACGAAGAGGAGCGAGCCCGUCUGGAGAGCGAUGUCACAACGCUGGGAGGGAAGCUGGCAACUCUGGAGAAGACCAGCCAGUCAGAGAGGGAGGAGAAGGCUAAGCUAGAGAAGGAGCUGCGCAAGCUGAGCGACAUGGCAGGAGAGUCGCAGGGUAGCCUUAGUGUGGCACAGGACGAGCUGGUCACCUUCAGUGAAGAACUGGCCACCCUCUACAACCACGUCUGCAUGUGCAACAACGAAACACCCAACCGCGUCAUGCUCGAUUUCUACAAGGAGGGCAAGGGCGGUCGGAGCAGCCCAGAGGGCCGUGGUCGCCGCUCUCCCAUUUUGCUCACCAAAGGCCUCUUCCCCGAGCCCAAUAAGAGCGACCUGAGCGACGGAGCCCCUUCGCCAGUCUCCUCACUGCCUUCUCCCGUGUCUGACCACCGCCGCGAGCCCAUGAACAUCUACAAUCUAGUGGCCAUCAUCAGAGACCAGAUCAAGCACCUGCAGCUGGCUGUGGACCGCACCACAGAGCUGUCGCGCCAGAGGGUGGCCUCUCUGGAGCUCGGCACCGUGGCUGACAAGGACAAGGAAGCCUGCAUGGAGGAGAUCCUCAAACUCAAGUCCCUGCUCAGCACCAAGAGGGAACAGAUCGCAACACUGAGGACAGUCCUCAAGGCCAACAAGCAGACAGCUGAAGUCGCUCUGGCCAAUCUGAAGAGCAAGUAUGAGAAUGAAAAGGCCAUGGUAACGGAGACCAUGAUGAAAUUGAGGAACGAGCUCAAAGCCCUGAAGGAGGAUGCUGCCACCUUUUCAUCUCUCAGAGCGAUGUUUGCCACACGUUGUGACGAAUACGUCACUCAGCUGGAUGAGAUGCAGAGGCAGCUGGCUGCAGCAGAGGAUGAGAAGAAGACCCUCAACUCCCUGCUGCGGAUGGCUAUUCAGCAGAAACUGGCCCUGACUCAGCGUCUGGAAGACCUGGAGUUCGACCACGAGCAGACCCGCCGGGGAGGCAACACCGGCCGGGCAAAGGCCCGCAGCAAGGCCGCCAGCGGCACCUCCAACAACCCCCACGUAAGUCAGAGUCUCACCUGCUCUGGCUCCGGCCGACCAGAGCUCAACAAUGCCAUGCCCAAUGGCAUUCUGGGAGGCCCGCCGGUCUUUUGCAGCGAGAAGUACAAGAUCUACUGUGACUGAGGCGGCUGAGAAGUCCGCAAGGGACUGCUGUGUACAGAGGGGAGGGGGCCUGCGGGCUGAACCCUCCCUGCCUUAGUGUUAAAGAGCCCCACUCGCUCGCUUAGCUCCCUGGCCAGCCUGCGCUCCUCUAGGGACUGCUGUGUUACUAACCUGGCUGCUCGUGUGUGCUAGUGUAAACGCUUAGGGGAAUGCAGAUGUAUGUACAGUGUGCACUAGACGUUUGGACUGUAGUAGACAUAUAUGGCAUGUGGAUUAUAGGGCCCCGGUUAUAUUGGGGGUUUUGUGGGUCUAAUGGAGUGUCUAUUCUUUCCGCUGUCACGGUGCCGUACGUAUGAUGUAAAAGGUGGCAGCUUUUGUGCUUGUUUGUUCUGGCCCCCUGAGUGUAUUGCCUGGUAACAGUCACACAUUGUGGGGGUGAGGACUUGUAAAGAAGACGUCGAUCUGACGGUCUUGUGUCUGACGGCAUUGGUGCUCCUUUGAAAAAAGCCCCCUUCUCUUCCCUUGCCUCUCCGUCCUGGCCCCCCAGGACUGACCUGUGUCCAGCAGCCCACUGUCUAAUCAAGUCACUCUCGAAUAACAAGGAACUUUGAAGACAAAGCAACUAAAAUAUGCAAUCUCCCCCCGCUUACAUGCUAGGGGAGCACACUAUGAUCCUAUACAAAUAUUAACAAAGUCACAAGUGGGUUGGUUACUGGUUUUAUGAUGGAACUGUGUGGGCAGAAAAGGAGCACCUGUGGCCACAGGUGUUUAUUUCAGGAUCUUUUUAAAGCUGUGAUGCUAGCACACCAAUACAAUAGGGUCUGUAGAAUCGCAUGGCUUUGCAGCUGAAAACGCUUAUGAGCUUUUUAACUGUUUUUCUGUUGUCAGGUGUGUGGUACAAGACUACGUCAUGUACUACAGGGCUCUACAUUGUAAAGAGAGGAGUUAUUCGGUGUCUGGUGAAAUACAGGAGGGCUAUUCCAUGUGACCCAUUUUGUUGCGAUGGAUUCUUUCAGAGCCAUAUCAUUAUAAGAGAGAAAGAAACGUUUGACAAAUCGAUCUCCACACCCAAAUUAAGUGCACUUCAGCAUAGGUGCCUCAGGUUCCUGCUUCUGUUAAAACGGAUAUAAUUAUUACUGUGAACAGAGAUACAAUAUAGUUUUGAUCAAAGAUGAUUUUUUAAUUAUGGAGUAAAUCCUAGAAGAGCACAAAUCAAAAAAGGCACCCACAUGUGCACAAUAAAUCUGCAAACUAACCGACCACUCGGCAAAAAGUGCCUGUCGACCCAAUCUGUUGAUGUAAAGCCCUGUCCUCGUGUCUCAACUUGAGCGAAAUGCUGUUCUUUUCCUCCUCUCCCCCCACCCUCUGUCUCCCUGAUUGCUCAGAGCUCUCGAAUAAUUUCUGUGUGGUUUACGUGGCUGAAAACCUUUCCUCAUGUCUCUAAUCUGUGUCUUGUCGCUUGGUCGCCAUAACGACCUUCUCUCCUUUUAGAUUGUCAGCAGCUUGCUCCCCCAGCGUCACCACUCACCCUUUAACUAGAAUGAAGAAUAGUGGGGAAAGAAUAUUAUUGUCAGGUAACGUCCUCACAUACGAUGCGUUCCCGAUAUUUGCCUGUGUGUACAUCAGCAUUUACGUUAAGGACCCUCAUGUGUGUAUUAUGUUUUUAACUUUUUGCAAAUGGAGGGUUGCUCAUUCUUUGUUUUGUGGUGUGUGAGGACAGAGCGGCGUACUGUUUUUGUAUCCACAAUAGCUUUAACCCCUUGCAAGCUAGCAUUACGCAAAUAGAAAAAAAAAUAUAAGUGGGGCUUGUGUUUAAUAAAUCCAUGUACUGCUUGUGGAUCAUAGACACAUUAGCUUUAUGAUGCUAAAAGCAGGGUUGAUGUGAGGAAACCCUGCAAGGUUGAUCAAAUUAUGCGUUUUCUACUACCACUAUGCUAUAAAAGAAAAUCUAUAUUCUUAAUAUGAUCAUGUUCAGGUUAUAAUCUUGCAGGAUGGUACUACAGUAUUUCUUUCUCUCAGAUACAAAGAGAGAGAGCUUGAUUAUUCCUCUGAAAAUGGAAAAGCGGUCAACCCUGCUUGCAUCCGUAAGCCACAGCGCACAGCAUGGAGACAAGGCUAUCGUACACACACCUCCUUCGAGGUCAAUCACUCUUACGUUUGAGAUUCUCUUAACUUACAAGUGUGAUAUAUAUUGUUUCUAUCAGUUUGCGCUGACGGAGAAAAGGUUCGGGGGAGUAGAGGAGGGAGAACUACUCAUGUUGUAAACCAGCUCCUGAGAGAGGAGAUAAGAAAGCCAAACAUGCUGGUGAAGAAAGCCAGAUGUCUGGCUGAAAGCUGACUCUCAAACUGUGGAGAAAUGAGUCCAGGGGUUUCCUAAGGGAGAAACUCUUGGUGAUUUUGGAGGAAAUAUAAAGAAACUUAAGACUGGUUGCUCAAUCGACCAGAGGACAUUGAUUCAAAUUAGUUGAGCUUGUAACCCGUCCCCUUGCAUAGGCUCGCUGAGCAGUAGAUAGACCCCAGGAUGUGAUUGUGACUAGAACCCCGCCUCCUUUAUAUAGGUGAAUUCGCUCCGUCUAGUUUGGAAUCAAUGUCUGGCUUAUCUGGUGUCAUGACAGCAUGCCACCUAAAAAGCUCCUCCUACCUCGGCUUGCAGGCUCCUCCCAUGUCACCUUUGAGUUUUACCACAUGAUGCAUCCAGUCUCUGAUUUAUAGUAAGCCUGCAUGUCAACAACAUAACUCAUUUUUUCAUUAACUUGCAUGGCAUAUGAGAAAAAUCCAUCUCCUUUGACUUGGCGUUGGUGGGAUAUGGUUUCAACUCUUUCCUCUUGGUACUUGUGAGUCAUUGGCUUCCUAAUUGCACCCGCAGGAGAAUAUGUGGCGAAUGUGUUCAGCUCCUCACCAACAUGUCGACGAUGUUAAAAACCUCCUGACAUAACAUCGGGCUCCUAACAUGGCUUCCGUUGCUUUGACUAACUCCAGCCGCCGCCUGCUUUGUCAUGUGGGCCCAGCUGCUGUUAACAGUCGCUCUAAAUUGACAAAUAAUGCUAACGCUGAUCAUUUUGUUUGUUUCUCCAUUUUGCAGUAAUUACAGUAGUUCCGCGCGGAUGACGAAGUACCAACACAAGGUCCAUUCUCACUGCUGAUUGAGUUCGCCGAAAAGAGUUAGCAUUAAUAGACCAUUUGGACUCAAAGACAUACAAAAAAACGAAAAUGAAAACACUGAUUUCCAGUCGAGUAAACUGUCCUUAUUGCUUUUAAAAUGUGAUGGCUCUUAAAAUGCGUGCUGCUGCUGCUGCUGCUGGAAGCCAAUUUCUCACAGGUCCAAUGAACUGACCAGAGUCUGUGUGUGACUGGCAGAUCUAACCCUCCAAUGAGAAGCCAGGGGAGAUGGUUGUAUUCUCAAUGUAAAUCAACAAGCUGUUUGGUCUGGUUUCAUCUUUUUUUUGUUUUGUUUUAGUUUAUUGACUAUUUUUUUUAAUCUGUGCACUUUCAUUAUAUUGGAUUAUAACAGACUAUUAUUAACCUAUAGGAAACUGUGGUAGUACUAUGGUUUGUGAGUUAUACAGUGUAAGUAAUAACACAAUAGGAUUAUACGUCCUCCUGAAUCAUUUGAACUUAAACUAUUUACUCAAGCAAAGGCUCCACAAACCACAGACCUACUAUUAUCCUCAAGAUUUUAUCCAUCAAAUAAUCAUUUUAAAAAUCAUUUUGUUACAUCAUAUGUUAUGCUGU